GCCUAUUUCCCCGUCUAUCAUGGUGAAGUUCUUCGAUGAGAUACCUCCCCAUGUCCUGCAAUGGAUCGAGAAGCAGCACAUGUUCACGGUCGCUACGGCUCCUUUAGCAGCGGAUGGGCAUGUCAAUGUCUCCUCGAAGGGUGUAGGGGGGACGUUCCAUAUCGUCAAUAAUAGGAAGGUAUGGUACGAAGAUCUUACAGGCAGCGGCAGCGAAACCAUCGCGCACUUGCGCGAGAAUGGACGGAUAACCAUUUUCUUCAACGCCUUUGAAGGCCCUCCGAUGAUAUGUCGCCUAUUUGGCACAGGGCUCGUGCAUGAAUUUGCCACACCUGAAUAUGAUGCCUACAUACCUCCGGACAAGCGGACGCCAGGCUCGCGCUCCGUGAUAGUGGUCGAUGUCCACAAAGUGGCGACGAGCUGCGGCUUUGCAGUUCCUUUCUACGACUUCGUCGGCCACCGUGAUACCCUUCUCAGUUCGGGCACACGGAAAGAAUUGGCUGACCUCAACGCACUUGAUGGAAGAGGCGAGGGUGGGCUCAAAGCUUACUGGGAGAACAACAAUACGCGCAGUAUAGAUGGGCUCUCUGCGUUGCAGUUCGCACAUAAGUCGGACAGGGUAGCUGACGCUACUAGGGAUUUCAGUCGGUUCGGUGUGGUGACUCGCAAGAAGGGGGAGCGACGGAAUAUCGGGGGAGAAGAGAUGAAACUGAUGCUGCUGGCUUUCUUGUUUGGAGCGAUUGUAUCAGCCUUCUUUGCAAGGCUGCUCCGGGGAUGUUGACGGUAGUGUUCAUACUUGUACAUGCCUGUGUAAGUAGGCCGUACUUGCUUACCUUUGACCUGCUCACCACGAGCACCGGGAC
Molecule: messenger RNA, 860 nt
Organism: Gloeophyllum trabeum ATCC 11539
Lineage: Eukaryota; Fungi; Basidiomycota; Agaricomycetes; Gloeophyllales; Gloeophyllaceae
Exons: 4
Coding region: 20-778 (252 amino acids)
Source: RefSeq, a predicted model, not a curated record